AUGACUUCAAAAUUGGCCAAGAUUAGAGACUUGAUGAUCAAGAACUCUAUUCAAGCAUACAUUGUCCCUUCUGGUGAUGCACACAUGAGUGAGUAUGUUGCUCCAUGUGAUGAGAGAAGAGCCUUCAUUUCGGAAUUUAAUGGAUCUGCAGGAACUGCUUUUAUUACCUUGAAUUCGGCCUAUCUUUGGACUGAUGGAAGAUAUUGGCUUCAAGCACAAAAGCAAUUGGAUGAAUCUUGGACUUUGAUGAAGGAAGGAAUUGAUCCUCCUCUCACUAAAUAUAAUGUGCAAGCUGUUGAUGGAAAAUUCACUAUUGGAUUUGAUCCAUACCUUUAUUCAGUUGAUGAAUACAAGAACAUGGCCAAAGCACUUGAAGUUUCACACAAUGUUGAAUUUAAUUUGAAAUCUCUUCCUGUUAAUUUGGUUGAUGAAGUAUGGGGAGAUGCAAGACCAUCUGCACCAAAUGGAAAGAUUUUCAAAUUGGAUGAAUCAUUCAGUGGAAAAUCUGCAACUGAAAAGAUUGAACAAAUCAGAAACGCAAUAGCAGAAGAAGGUUGUAGAUAUGCAAUCUUGACAGCACUUGAUGAAAUUGCAUGGCUUCUUAAUUUGAGAGGUUCUGAUAUUAACUACAAUCCUGUAUUCUUUGCCUAUUUGAUUAUCAACAAUGAAGAUGUUAUCUUAUUUGUUGAUAAAAGCAAAUUUGAAGAUGGCGUUGAGGAAUAUUUGAAUAGCAUUAAUGUAACUGUAAAAUCUUACAAUGAAUAUUUGGAAACUCUCCAAAAAAUUGUAAAGACCAAUCAUGUAGAGUAUCUAAUUGACCCAAAGUCAUGCAAUUAUGCCACAUUCGAAGUGUUGAGCAAUGAUAGUGUUGAUAUUACUGAAAAGAAGAGUGUUGUGACUGUUGCUAAAUCAUUCAAAAAUCCAGUUGAAAUCAAGGGCUUUAGAGAUUGUCAUAUUAGAGAUGGUGCAUCAAUUGUAAGAUAUUUCGCAUGGGUUGAAAAUGAAUUGAAACAGGGACAUAUUGUUAAUGAAUAUGAAGGAGCUGUAAAAUUGGAAGAAAUCAGAAAGCAAAAUGAUUUAUUCUUAGGAUUGAGUUUUUCAACAAUUAGUGCCUACGGUAAGAGUGCUUCCAUCAUUCACUAUUCCCCAUCAAAGGAAAACAGUCAAGUUAUCGGUACAGAUACUCUCUACUUGCUUGAUAGUGGAGCUCACUACAAGGAUGGUACUACUGAUACCACUAGAACUGUUCACUUUGGAGCUCCUUCUGAUGAAGAAAAAUUAUGUUACACCAGAGUUUUACAAGGCCACAUUGCUAUUGAUUCUCUUGUUUUCCCAGAAGGUGUUACUGGCUUGAGAUUGGAUGCUAUUGCCAGAACUUUCCUCUGGAAAGAAGGAUUGGACUAUAACCAUGGUACUGGACACGGUGUUGGUCACGCUUUAUGUGUUCAUGAAGGUCCUCAUGGUAUUGGAUACAGAUCUAUUACUUACAAUGAUUUUGGAUUGAAGGAAAAUAUUAUCGUUACCAAUGAACCAGGUUAUUAUGAACCAGGUAGAUUUGGUAUUAGAAUUGAAAAUAUUCUCUUGGCUAAGGAAACUCCAACCAAGAAGAAUUUCAAUGAUAAGAAAUAUAUUGGAUUUGAGGCAAUGACAUGUUGUCCAAUUCAACCAACUAUCUGUGACCCAUCUUUGAUGAGUGAGUCAGAAAUCUGUUGGUUGAAUAAUUACAACAAGAAGGUUCGUGAAACUCUCACUCCUCUCUUGGCAAGUGACACUCUUGCUCUUGAUUAUCUCAAUAGAACAACACAACCUUUGGUGAAAUAAUUCUGUAAUAAUACAGAGUAACCACCGCGGUGUUUGUAGUAUUUGUGAUAAUUAUUUUGUGCAAAUAAACUUGAAUUAUCUGU
This is a messenger RNA of Naegleria gruberi, 1904 nucleotides long. RefSeq lists its product as uncharacterized. The record is from RefSeq and is a predicted model, not a curated record. NCBI's taxonomy places the organism in Eukaryota, Heterolobosea, Eutetramitea, Acrasida, Naegleriidae. Gene Ontology annotation, molecular function: metalloaminopeptidase activity. Bases 1 to 1821 code for a protein of 606 amino acids. The transcript is spliced from 3 exons.